This is a messenger RNA of Austrofundulus limnaeus, 2759 nucleotides long. Its product is annotated as hydroxycarboxylic acid receptor 2-like. Gene Ontology annotation, cellular component: plasma membrane. Gene Ontology annotation, molecular function: G protein-coupled receptor activity. NCBI's taxonomy places the organism in Eukaryota, Metazoa, Chordata, Actinopteri, Cyprinodontiformes, Rivulidae. Gene Ontology annotation, biological process: G protein-coupled receptor signaling pathway. The transcript has a single exon. The record is from RefSeq and is a predicted model, not a curated record. The coding region runs from base 182 to 1135 and encodes 317 amino acids.
AAUUUUAUUAAAAAAAAGUUUUGCUUUAGCAUUUCAAAAGCAAAAGACUGGUUUCCUGUAAAACACAAACGUCUCACCUCACUUUUUUUUUUUCUGAGUUGUGGUUCCCUAUUAAAGAGGACGAACAUCCUUCACAGUGACUAUUUGAUCUGCAGACAGCGAAGGAGCAGAACAACUCGACAUGCUGUGCAACUUCAGCAGCCCGGUGCUGGUCAGGGCGCUGCCUCCUGUGCUGAUGAUGGAGUUCCUCUUGGGCCUCUUUGGAAACGGGCUGGCUCUGUUCAUCUUCUGCUUCCACCUGAGGCCGUGGAAGAGCAGCACGGUGCUCCUCUUCAACCUGGCCGUGACUGACUUCAUGCUCACCCUGGGCCUGCCGCUCCGUGCCAUCUACUACCUGUUGGGGAUCCGGUGGACGUUCAGCGGCGGGCUCUGUAAGCUCUGCCUCUUCAUGCUGGCCAUGAAUCGCAGCGGGAGCACCUUUUUCUUGAUGGCCAUUGCCGUGGACAGGUACAUGCGAGUGGUGCACCCCCAUCACCCUGUCAACUCUCUGAGUGUAACUAAAGCCACGCUGGGAGCGCUCGGACUGUGGCUGGUCACCAUCUCCAUGACGGUUCACGUCUUCACUCUGCAGCACGUCAACACGACCUACUGUGAGAGCUUCAUGGUUGACACGGAGUCCAGAGGCAACCUGUCCUGGCACAAGUUCACGUUCCUCUUCUCCUUUUACAUGCCCCUGCUCGUGAUCCUCUACUGCACGUUCCACAUCACUGGCCACCUGAGGAAGAGGCAGCUGGCCCAGCAGGCCAAGUUCAAGAAGGCUUUGUACUUCAUCAUCGUGGUGGUGGUGCUCUUCAUCGUCUGCUUCCUCCCGAGCAACAUAACCCUGCUGUUCGUCUGGUUCAAGAUGCUCAGCUUCAAGGACUGCGCCUCUAUGGAGCACAUCACCGUCGUGUUCUACGUCACCAUCAGUCUGACGUAUCUCAACAGCGUGCUGGACCCGCUGGUUUACUACUUCUCCAGCCCGGCCUUUAAGAACAUCUGCAGGAAAGCUUUGCAUUUGCCUCAAGAAGAGACGGUGGAGAGCACAGAGAGGAAAACCCGAGAAACACCAACCCAUUCCAUCAGCCAGCUGUGAUCGCAAGGAGACAGGAAKUUUCACUGCUAAAAGUCUGAUCAAAAAGGAGUUUAGUUUGGUGACAUAUUUUUUUGUGUGUGACGCAUCAUUUUUCUUUGAAAGUCUUGCUAAAACUGGCUUACAUGAACUCACUUUUGGUGUUUAAACUAGGAGCACAGGCGCCCUUUAACUUGUUCUCAUAUGAAUGCACUUUCUAAAUGGUUCUUUUAUACAUGUGGUGGUGCUGUUUGUGCAUGAUUUCCUUUAGUUUUAUGUUGUAUUAACAAAUAAAAACAGUAGAUUUUUUUUUUACUUUUCAUCCACAGAAUAUAAGUCAGAGUUGUGACCCCGACUGACUGGUUGAUAAAAUAAACAUGUUUAAGAUCAUCAUAAACAAUUGUCUUUUUUAAAAAUAAUUUUAGGUCAUGGUUCACCAUUAUUGAAGAUUUAAACAUUUGCUUCCUAUUAGAAUAAACAUAAGACUCCAACACUAUAAUCAGAAAGCAAUCAGAAAACGAUCUAAAAAGGUAAUGAAAGUGUUACCUAGUCAUUAUCUUAUUAUUAAAAUCAAAACUUGCAUGAUGCCAAUUCAUACUUUAUUAACGGCUGCAGAUAUUUGCCUACAGUCUUGUGUCAGUGUAGAACUAACACCUAAAGCCACAAAUGUUUCAUGCUUUUGGUUCUCAGAUGGUUUCCUUGAAAGGAUACAUUUAGAAAGCGGAGGGGGAAAAAAACUCUGCAAAAUGCAGAAAAGCAAGGUUGCAAAAAUCUCAAAGAGGCACAACUUUUAGAUUCUCAUGCAGAAUGUUAAUCAGCAUUUGUCAUCUUUGCACAACUUUACUGCUACUUUUACUCCAAAUAUGCGUUCUUUUGGGUUUGACUGCUAGUAAGUGAUGUCAUAUUAACAGUGAAAACGCAGAACAACCCUAUUGGUCUUUUUUUGUAAUAUGAGCCAAUUUACAACAAAUGUGACUUGAACUAAAUUAAGUUUUUAUGUAAAAAUAGAAGCAUUAACAGGUCAGGUAGAGGUUUAAUCAGGUCUACUCUCUAAUUGACCAUCAUGUAGGCGCUCCAGCGACUGAGUAAAAGGAACUGAUCCUUUACAGAUGAGACAGUUGUUAAACUGUGACCUUUAGAGUGUCUGAAACAGGAUUGAACAGAUGUUUCUGUCUGGUUUCACUAAAAUAUUUUUUAACAAGUGCAUAAAAAAGCUGACAUUUCCCCCUAUUUAUUACCUUCAACUUAACUAUUUGUAAAACUAGUCAACUGACCAAUAAUUAAAAUAUUUUAAAAUAGGCAGUUUUGUUAUUUUCUCUUUAAUACCACAGAAAGAGUCAACAACAUAAAGGUUGGAACAAUUUUAAAAAGUCUACACUUGAAUGUUUUAUUUUUCCUUCACCUUAAUUGAUUCUACACAUUGCUUUUGACCUCUCCAUAAAUGCAGAACUACAGUUUGUUCUCUGAAUAAAUAACUACAAGACGGUUUUUGAAAGCAAUGUUUUGAAAGAUAAAACUCUUGCAAUUAGUUCUGCAUCAAAGUGUAGAUCCACCCUCUUUUUGGAACCAUAUUCAUUUAGUUUGAAUAGGUGUUUCCCACAGAAAUAACAAUGAACCAGUUAAGGAGGAAGUAAAAAGAAAAAAAAAA